Molecule: messenger RNA, 864 nt
Organism: Triticum turgidum subsp. durum (durum wheat)
Lineage: Eukaryota; Viridiplantae; Streptophyta; Magnoliopsida; Poales; Poaceae
Source: the annotation of a GenBank genome assembly
AUGGCAGAAGGGCUCUUCUCCAUGGCUCACCCGUGGGCCUCCGCCUUUGGCAUCCUAGGCAACAUCAUAUCCUUCCUGGUGUUCCUCGCACCGACGCCGACGUUCCUGCGGGUGUACCGGAAGAAGUCGACGGAGGGGUUCAGCGCGGUGCCGUACGUGGUGGCGCUCUUCAGCUGCAUGCUGUGGAUCUUCUACGCGCUGGUCAAGACCAACUCCAGCCCGCUGCUGACCAUCAACGCCUUCGGCUGCGUCGUCGAGUCCUUCUACAUCCUGCUCUACGUGGUGUACGCGCCCAGGAACGCCAGGCACCGCGCCCUCGCCUUCUUCCUCCUCCUCGACGUCGCCGCCUUCUCCCUCAUCGUCGUCGUCACCGUCUUCCUCGUGCCCCAGCCCAGCCGCGUCAAGGUCCUCGGCAGCGUCUGCCUCGCCUUCUCCAUGGCCGUCUUCGUCGCCCCCCUCAGCGUCAUCUUCGUGGUGAUCAAGACCAAGAGCGCCGAGUACAUGCCCUUCUCGCUCUCCUUCUUCCUCACCCUCAGCGCCGUCGCCUGGUUCUUCUACGGCCUCUUCACCAAGGACAUCUACGUCACCCUCCCGAACGUGGGCGGCUUCUUCUUCGGCGUGGCCCAGAUGACGCUCUACUUCUGCUACCGCAAGCCGGACACGUCGGCCCUGGUGCUGCCGACGGGGAUCCACGACGUGUCCACGGAGGCGGCGGCGCAGCAGGAGGUGGAGCUGCCGGAGGGCACCCACCCGGCGGUGGCCAUGCUAACGGUGAGCACGCUGCCGAUGCUGGCGGAGCUGCAGAAGAUGGAGCAGGAGAUCAGCUCGCCCACCCCGCGCAAGGGCUACAUCAAGGCUUUCUGA